Molecule: messenger RNA, 1460 nt
Organism: Amaranthus tricolor (Joseph's coat)
Lineage: Eukaryota; Viridiplantae; Streptophyta; Magnoliopsida; Caryophyllales; Amaranthaceae
Product: peroxidase P7-like
Exons: 4
Coding region: 113-1081 (322 amino acids)
Biological process (GO): hydrogen peroxide catabolic process; response to oxidative stress
Molecular function (GO): heme binding; peroxidase activity
Source: RefSeq, a predicted model, not a curated record
AUUUGCAUGCAUUAUUCAUAUAAACUUGUAACAAGCACACGUCUUAACAAAUUCUUUAGCAAUACAAUACUUAGCUUAUUCAUUUGCAAAUACUCCUUUGCUUUCUAAAACUAUGGCUUCAUAUGUUUCCUCUGUAGCCUUUCUAAUUAUAGCUUACUUUGUUAUGGUUUCUAUUGGGAAUUCAAAUGCCCAACUCACACCAAACUUUUAUUCAACUUCUUGUCCUAAAUUGUUUCCUACUGUGAGAUCUGUCGUACAAUCUGCUAUUAACAAGGAGGCUAGAAUGGGUGGUUCCCUUCUUCGUAUGUUCUUCCACGACUGUUUUGUCAAUGGAUGUGAUGGAUCAGUCUUACUAGACGAUACCUCUACUUUCACCGGAGAAAAGAAUGCUUUUCCAAAUAAAAAUUCACUUCGAGGAUUUGAAGUUAUAGACCAAAUAAAAACCGCUGUUGAGAAAAUUUGUCCGGGUAUUAUAUCAUGUGCUGACAUCUUAGCCAUUGCUGCAAGAGAUUCUGUCAAUAUUCUUAAAGGGCCAACUUGGAAUGUGAAGUUGGGAAGAAGGGAUGCUAAAACGGCAAGUCAAUCUGCAGCAAACACCAAUCUCGCAGCACCAACUUUUAGUCUUAGUGCUCUCAUUUCUAACUUCAAAAAUCAAGGCCUUUCCACCACUGAUUUGGUCGCAUUAUCUGGCGCGCACACAAUUGGACAAGCAACGUGCGUUACCUUUAGGACUCGUAUAUACAACGAAAGCAACAUUGAUGCAUCAUUCGCAAAAACGAGACAAGCAACUUGUCCAAGAGCAAGUAACACGGGCAAUGCCAAUUUAGCACCCUUAGACGUCCAAACCCCAAAUAAUUUUGAUAACCUCUACUAUAAGGAUCUUAUUAGUCAAAAGGGACUUUUACAUUCGGAUCAACAGUUGUUUAGUGGUGGUUCAACUAAUGCACUUGUUCAAACUUAUAGCACUAAUCCUGCUCGAUUUAAUGCUGAUUUUAUCACUGCUAUGAUUAAGAUGGGAGAUAUUAAGCCUCUUACGGGAACCAGUGGUGAGGUUAGAAAGAAUUGUAGAAAAAUAAAUUAAGAUUAAUUGAUUAAUUAAGGGUUAGGGCUUUUAUUUAUAUAUUGAUACUUCAAACACUCCACCAUUGGAGUAUUAUUUAUAUAUUUUAUAUUUUUAUGUUUGGCUCAAAGGAGAUUUGGUUGUAUACUUGAAUUGCUUUACUAGUUCAUAUACUAUACUCAUCUAUUUUGUUUAAGUUGCUAUAAAAUGUACAUCAAAAUAUGAGUUUUGAAUGUUAUGUAAUAAAUGUAAAGGGAUAGAUGAAUAAGUAGUAGUAUUUAAUUAUAGUUUUUCUUUUUGUAAUCACUUUGUAAUUGUGUGAUAGGAUCAAUGAAUUUGUUGGUUAUUUUAUUUUGUAUGGUGUCAACAAUAUGCAACUAAAAUUUACACUUUUUUGAUA